Messenger RNA from Papilio polytes (common Mormon), 2960 nucleotides. RefSeq lists its product as uncharacterized. Gene Ontology annotation, biological process: monocarboxylic acid transport; transmembrane transport. NCBI's taxonomy places the organism in Eukaryota, Metazoa, Arthropoda, Insecta, Lepidoptera, Papilionidae. Gene Ontology annotation, molecular function: monocarboxylic acid transmembrane transporter activity. The transcript has 6 exons. The record is from RefSeq and is a predicted model, not a curated record. Bases 168 to 2387 code for a protein of 739 amino acids.
GGUAUUUGUUGUAAGCCAACAUCGGUCAUAAGUGUAUCCACAGUUCUGUUGAAUAAGAUUGCGUUGAAUUUAUCAGUCCUAUUCGUCACGUCGGUGCAGAUUGUUGUACCAUUUAUUAAUUGGUAUCGUUUAAAUAGAAUACUUAUUUGAAAUAAUAAUUUUAGACAAUGGUGAAGUCCAAGAAAGAAAUCCGCACGAAAGUUAUGAAGGAGGGCGAGUUUAUCCCUCCCGACGGCGGCUGGGGGUGGAUGAUUGUCCUCGCCGCGGGAUUUUCUAAUCUGUUCGCGCUACCGAUGCUGCAGCAGUUCGGCCUCCUCUUCCGCGACAAGUUCUCUCGGCUCGGCAUCACCAGCUCGGAGACGACCACAAUAAUCAACAUGAACUCGGCGCUUACCUCUUGCGUCGGUUUGGCGAAUGGACCGGUGUUCAAAACGUUCAGCUAUCGUCAAGUAUCCCUCACGGGGGCUGUCGUGGUCUUCAUAUCUUUACUUUUAACAACCUUCUCUUACAAUUUCAUGACUUAUUUAUUGUCAUUCUCAAUACUUUAUGGUGUCGGAUAUGGAAUCAGUAGUUCCGCGAAUGCCCUCGCAUUAAAUACUUACUGGAAAAAAAGAAGGCGACUAGCGACUGGCCUUUCGUGGACCACAACAGGAAUGGGACCGAUGUUAUGGCCGCACAUAAUUACAGGAUUAUUUGCCCUUUUCGGGGAAACUGGAGCUAUUUUUAUAAUAAGCGGACUGUCCCUCCACGCGAUAGCAUGCGCACUUUUACUGCAGCCAGUGGAAUGGCAUUCGAAAUCACCGAAAGAACAAGACGAAGAGAAAUUGUUAACCCCAGAUCUGCUAAAUGACCAUAAAAUGCCCGAAGAGAGCGGUUAUUUCAGUCAAGUGUCAAAAAUUAAGAAUCUUAGCUUAUUUUCAAGUCAAUACCUUUAUAACGAAGAUGAUCCGGUUACACCUGGUUAUGAAAUCACGGAUCCCGGCGUUCCAAUGAUGUUAAGAGCCAAUGAUGGAUACUUCAGCCAGUCGAGACAAUCCAAAAGUCGUAUAUCUUCUAGGGAUGGUUCCAAUCGAACUUCACGUCUUAAUUCUAAGAAACCAUCAAUGUCGAAUUUACUUGAAAAUAGAUCAAGAAAAUCCUCAACUUUAUAUCUCAAUGAAUCUAAAAAGAACUCAUCGGCAAAUUUAGGUGCACUUGCACAAGAACGUGAAGGGUACAAACCAAAACGUAAAACGUCAAUCAAUUUAGAUACUCAGAUUCCAGAAUCUGAGAUAGAAGAUUGUCCUACACUUAAGGCACCUCAAGAUUUAAAGGCGGAAGAGAAAGCUGCAGUCGAGAACAUAGAUCCAAGAGAAGCAAAAUAUAUAGCUGACAGAGCUGAGAAACAUCUUGCAGGCAGUAAAAGCGUUAAAUCAUUCAAAAUGGACGGUCAAUAUGGAGAAAAAUAUAACAAGGAUAAUCAAAGCAAUGUUUCUUUUAAAAAUCAAGAAGAGAACGAAGAAAAGAAAUAUCUCAAAGACAAUCAUAGCAAUCAAUCAUAUCGUACGAGAAAUCGAAGGAAAUCGAAUAAUUUCAAUUAUGAAAGUGAAGUACUUAAGCAAGCUUCAUUAAAAUUAGAGCAAUACUUAAAAGAAAGUGAGGAUAAAUCACAAAGCGAUAAAUUUAAGCUUCUAAUAAACAGCCCAGUAGAAGAUGAAGUAUUUGAUGAAAAGAAAGAAGAGAAGGAACAAGAGGAUGUUGAAGAACAGCUAACUUUUUGGCAGAAAGUAGCGAUAUUUUUCGAUUUGGACCUACUAAAAGAUUUCACUUUCAUAAAUUUGAUGUUGGGUAUAACAUUAGCAAAUUUUAAUGAGCUUAACUUUUCUAUACUUACUCCAUUUAUUUUAGGCGAUUAUGGUAUGACGAAACCACAAGUGGCAUUUUUCAUGUCGUUAUUGGCCGGAGUUGACCUUUGCGUUAGAUUUUGCAUUCCAUUUAUAGCUGGAAAAAUUGGAUGGGACAAUAAUUCCUUUUUCCUGUUUGGAGUGUUAUCGAUGGCUUUUGGAAGAGUAGUUUUAUCUUUCUGUCAAACAUAUUCAGUAGUUCUCUUGGUAGCUGUGAUGAUAGGUUUCGGCAAAGGGUUUCGAACAGUUUUCAUGGCUUUAGUAAUACCAACACAUGUACCUCUGCACAAGUUACCAGGUGCUACAGGCAUACAAUUACUUACAGCUGGUAUCGUUUACUUAGCAUUGGGACCAGUAGUAGGUUGGAUCAAAGACAAUACUACAACAGCCGUGACGUUGCAUUGUCUGAACAUCUUCACCUGGCUGACAGCGUUCUCAUGGGGCUUAGAGAAAUAUAUCACAAUGAAACGACAGAAAAAUUCAAAAGAAAUCACUAAAACGUAAAUACAGAAGUUUAUGUUAAUUAGUAAAUAGGUUAAAUGUGUUUAGAAUUCAUUGUAAUUGUUCGAUUAAUAAAAUGUUAAUGAGUCGAUGUCGAGGGCCAAUGCUCUGGAGGUCGGACGAAAAUGUGACGCGGCGUCAUUUAUUUAUCUAUCAUCUAUGAUGUUUGUUGUUUUUUAAGUUGUGGAAAAUAUUUGACAUGUAGUUAGUUAAUAGAUUUGUGUGCGCGUUUUGUGUAAAUGUUAUGUGUAAAAAUGUAAAUCUUUUAGUGUCAAUUAGAUAGUUUUUAAUUUAUAAAUGAGAUUUUAAUUAUACUACAAAUAUGGGUAAGAUUAAGAAAUGUUUAAAUUCAAUCGAUAGAUGUCACAUUUUUGUUAAGUAGAAUGUAUCGAAACAUGUUGUCUGUUUAAACAUGAACUGGAAAGUACAAUAUAGGUCGACAAUAAAAUUAUUAAAAAAUAAAGAACUAAGGAUGUAGUUGAGUAGGUAAUGCGUUAUUGCAAAACGAGUAAGUGAUUUUGUUUCUUUUAGUCCAAAAAUUGCAUAGUAAAUUAUGAUAAAAAAAUACUACUAGUU